Cricetulus griseus (Chinese hamster) is the source of this 729-nucleotide messenger RNA. The record is from RefSeq and is a predicted model, not a curated record. Lineage: Eukaryota; Metazoa; Chordata; Mammalia; Rodentia; Cricetidae.
AUGCACCGGCUAAUUUCCAGAUUUUGUGCCUUCUUUCGAAGGAAAGCCGACUCUGAGGAAGAGAGAGAGCAGAAGCCGAGGCUCUUGGAAGAUGAUACCAUGUUACAAAGCACGAAGGAAGUUGUGAGAGGGUCCUGCAGUGACAUGGCAGUCAAGCACAUCCCCUUCAGUGCUGAUGUUGUGACAGGCAAUGAACCUCUGAAAGUUAAACCAAACGUUCCUGCAGUUGUGGAAGUAGAUGAAAUGACUCAUGGAUCGAGUGCAUUCACAAUGGAUGCUUGCCGUGAUGGCCAUGGUGGUGAAACGAGAGACUCUCACAUGACAAUUUUACUUCACUGGCUCACCUCUUUAAUUGAUGAUGCUGAUAUUAACCAUGAAUUGUCCUUCUUUGUAGACAUUGUCUGUAAAGAUUUUGAACCUUAUAAGGGUGACCUGGUAGAAAUUGAAUUUGUUGAGCAGCGAGCCUCACAGAGCAGAAAGGCCAUCUUGAUGAAGCCUCUGAAGCAUCACCAUGUCAAUGAGGUUUGUGUUACUAGAGCAGAUGGAAAAACUGGAGUGUUGGAAGACAGCAUCUUUUUCACCUUGGACUCUCUUAGGCUUCCUUGUGGAUAUGUGCCUCAGCCAGAUGAUGUUGUCAAUGUGGUUGCAGUGCAGAGCAUUGAGUCCCAGUAUUUCUGGAGGGCAGUCAGAAUGACCCCAGUACAAGUAUCGCAGGGACUAAGCCUUUGA